This is a messenger RNA of Etheostoma spectabile (orangethroat darter), 5738 nucleotides long. Its product is annotated as E3 ubiquitin-protein ligase RBBP6. The transcript is spliced from 15 exons. Lineage: Eukaryota; Metazoa; Chordata; Actinopteri; Perciformes; Percidae. The record is from RefSeq and is a predicted model, not a curated record. The coding region runs from base 241 to 5091 and encodes 1616 amino acids. Gene Ontology annotation, molecular function: ubiquitin protein ligase activity. Gene Ontology annotation, biological process: ubiquitin-dependent protein catabolic process; protein ubiquitination; mRNA processing. Gene Ontology annotation, cellular component: nucleus.
GAGGAUAAGAUUAAAGUUAUGAUGAAUCAGUCGACCUACGACUCCAUGAAUUACAACAAGAAGUUUGGUACUGUACUUCCUGCAAACUACACCUGUUAUCGCUGUGGAAAUACUGGACACCACAUCAGGAACUGUCCCACCAGCGGGGUAAAAAAUCAGAGGGCCCUCUGAAAAUAAAGAAAAGCACAGCAUCCCUCGUUCCUUCAUGGUGAGGUGGAUGAUCCAAACAUAAAGGGAGCCAUGCUGACCAACUGUGGACGCUACGCGAUUCCCACCAUAGACGCUGAGGCAUACGCUAUUGGCAAGAAGGAGAGGCCUCCAUUUGGUCCACAGGAGGAGACUAAGUCAGAAGGCGAGGAGGAUCCUGUACCUGAGGAACUCCUCUGUCUGAUCUGCCAUGACCUGCUGAGUGACGCUGUGGUCAUACCCUGCUGUGGAAACAGCUACUGUGAUGACUGUAUUCGCACUGCCUUACUGGAUUCAGAGGAACACAUCUGCCCCACUUGUAGCCAAUCAGAUGUCUCACCUGAUACCCUGAUAGCCAAUAAAUUUCUCAGACAGGCUGUGGACAAUUUUAAGAAAGAGCGAAGCUUCACUAAAAGUCUGAGAAAAGGGUGUGGUACCUCCCAGUCCCAAAAUCCAACCCCGACACCAAGCCCUGUCCCCACCCCGCCCCCUCUCACUGUGCAGAGCCAACCACAGAAGCCUUACUUGCCAACCCACAGCCAGCAGGACCCUCUCCGCUCACAGGCUGCAGACACCCCACCGUUGUCUCAGGUGGGUGGGACUCCGCCCACAGAAACAGGCCCUGCCUCUGCUCCCAACACUCCAAGCACUUCCCUCCAGCCUGCACAAAGCCACCUGGAGAUACCUGACAAAGAGGCUGAAGAAAAGACACACGAAGACUCAGCAGCUGCUGCUGCCCCGUUUGUGCCAGUUUCCCCGGAAGAACCCACUGAUGCUCCAUCACAGCUGAUACCAACAGUUAUCCCUACUCCAGUGGCAGAACAGCCCCAGACAGUCGGUGUGAAUCUACAGCAGCCCUCCUCAGGUCCAGCCCCAAGACCCUAUGGGCCAUCAACAUCCUGGGAUAGCCCCUCUUCCUCCUCGGGUUGUCCUAUUGGAGGCCGGGAUGAGUCGAACACCCAACAGCCCCCUCCCACCUCCUCUUCUUAUCUAACAACUCCUCCACCUCCUCUCUUUCCCUCCCCUAAUUUCCACACAUUCCUCGCUGCUCAUCAGCCUCUCAGCAGUUACCCCCCUGGAUACCCACCCCCCGCGCCCAUCUGGACACUCCCAAACCUCCAGGCUGCCCCCAUCCCUUCCCUGUGCCCCUCUACCUCCAUCCCUGCCCUCAUCCCCAAGGAGUGGUACAGGCAUCAGAGAAAGAAGAAGGAAAGGUCACCUCACAGGGGAUCUUCCCACAGACGCUCCUCCCAUCGUUCUUAUUCAAAGUCUUCCAAGUCCAAGUCUUCUCGCUCGUACUCACGUUCUUCAAGCAGAUCCAGAUCCAGGUCCCAAGGCAGAUCAAGGCCCCAAUCUCCUUACUCCCGCGAAAGAGACCUCCAAACCCGCUCUCAUUCCUCCCACUCCUACAGCUAUGGUUACAAACGUUCCCCAACACCGUCCUCGUCAUCUUCACCUCGAGUCGGUUACCAUGCCAGGUCCAAGUCACCAUCAGGUCACCGCAAAAACAGCCAUCAUAGUCGGCAUCACAAUAAGAAAUCCGCUUCAAGCAGCUACAGCUCCAGGAGGCGAGGAGAAGACUCCCAGAGGGAAGCGGGGGGCUCGGGGGGAAGUUACCCGUAUGUUCAGCCCGCAAAUCAAAGUAGCAGCCUGGACCUGAACAGAGAGCGCUACCUGCAGUGGAAAAGGGAGUACAAAGAGUGGUAUGAUAAAUAUUUCAGCAGCUAUGUCGGCCACUUCCACCAGCUGCCUCUACCCCUCCUCAAUCUCCCUCCUCCUCCUCAGUGGGGGGACAGAGAAGGAACCGGAAAUCCCUCGCAUGCUAACUCCCUUUCACGCGACCAAUUCCAAGGUAGACGCGCCGCGCGGAUGGGCGGCUGCUCCCCUCCGUCGCAGUCAUCCAGUGACAGCCGCUCCCCUCCAUCUCAGUCUUCACAUGACAGCUGCUCCACGCCAUCUCAGUUCUCCAGUGACAGUCGCUCCUCUCCAUCUCAUUCGUCCAACGACAGCCGGUCCCCUGCCUCUCGGUCGUCCAGCAACGGACGCUCCACGCCAUCCGAAAACAGUGCUCCGCCAACGGCAUAUCAGCAGAGGUGCACGGAGAAGUCCAGCCGCCCGCCAAUCACACUUACAAAAGAGAGUAAGAAAGCGAAACUGCAUGAAAGAAGUGAGAACGAUAAGCAACUGAUGGCGAAGAAUUUGGAGAACCUCAGCACCUUAAAACAUGAGCAGAAGAGCAUGAAGAAACAUGAGGAAGGAAGAGGAGGGGAGUCAUCAUCAACUAAUACUGGACCAAUUGCCUGCAAGGAUGGCACCCCAGCACGGGACCAAGCAACUGGCAGCGAUGCCUUAGAACCAGUCCAAUCACUGGUGCAACCAGAUAAACAUUUGGAUAAAGACUGUGAAAGAAAAGGCAGAGAACAGAGGAAUUUGGAAAUUGAGAAAAAAUGGAAAAGAGGCAAACAUUCAGACUCCCGGCAGGAUGUGGGGAGACGGCACAGAGAAAGGCCCACUAAAGAGGCAAGCAGGGUGGAUCAAGACAGAUACAGAUACCCUGGAGGCAGUAGAGAUUAUGACUCAAGAUCAGAGAAGAAUAAAAAAAGAAAAAGAGAGGACAUUGAGAGAAGUUCUGCAAAGGCUCAAAGCAGCAAAUGCCUGGAAACUAAAGUUGCAGAGGACCCCAAAACCCGCAAGAGCGAAUCCCCGAAUCCAUUUGAGAGAACAAAGCCAAAAACGGAGAAGAAAAAGGAGCGGAAAACAUGUCCUCUGACAGAGAGAGAAAUCUGGGAGGGAGGCAUAAAGGUGAAACCACAGAAGAAGAUAAGCAUUAACAUAAACCUGGAAGGAACGAGGAAGGACGAGAAAAUUGAAAGUCGGGACAUGUCUUAUUCAGAGAGCAACACAGGAAAAUCAAAGGGAGGAAUCAAGAAGGCUGGUGAUGGAGAGGAGGAGAAGUUAAUUGGAGGAGAGACAAUGAACACAAAUGAAAAGAAUGAAUCCAGCAGAGACAUGGACGGUUUGUCUGAAGAAAAAAUCAAACCAGGUGAAGGAGAGGCAAGACAGAAAUGGGAGAAAGCUACCUUCAGAGAUGAUAUGGGAGAGAUGUUGAAGAAAAUUGCAGGAGAGAACAAAGAUAUUGGAGAGAAGAAAGAGGACAGAGAAAAAGACUUUGACUUAUGGCACAGCCCCCUUAGAACAGUGGAGGAGGAAAGGGAGAGAAAGGAAGGACAAACGAUGGGAGAGUUAUUCGCAGGUCCCGGGAAGGAGAGGGCAGAGGGAGAAAGCACAUAUCAGGAAGACCGAGCAGUCCCACCAGGGGAGUCUAAGCCAAAGGAGAAGCUGAUAAAGGCAGUGAAGCAGAGGAUGGGGAAAGAAGAAGAAGUAGAAGAAGAAGACGACAACAAUACAAUGAGAUCCGAGUCACAAAGGGGCAGAAAGGAGAGCCACCAUGACACACCAAACACUGUGGUGCAAGAUGGCAGCAGCUACGAGGAUCACCAGGAGCGGAACACAGGGUUGGAAACUCUGGAAGAGUACACCCAGGACAGAGCUGAGGGCGAGCUCACACUCACACAGGUCCCUCACUCCAAAUGGGAGAAGGAAGAGUCUGAGGAAGAGGAGCGGGUUGAAGGAGUGAUCAAAGUUCACACAGCUGCUCUUGCAAUGUUUCUGCCUUCACUGUCCAUGUCCGUGACGACAGAGACAACAACCAACAGGGAUACAGAGAAUGAAGAGAAGAGAGAGAGGUCAGUGGAAACGGAGAUAGAGGAGGCCAGCGCGAUGGCGAGAGGCAGGGACAGGGAGAGAGAGAGAGAGAAAACCCCCAUUUUGUCAAGUUCACAGAGAAGUGUGGUUCCCUCUAGUGGCAAAGACAGAACUGAAGGCGCCUUGUGCACAGACAGAGACGGGGAGAAGAGGAUGGAGAAACACAGGGACAGAGAGAGAGGGAGGGAGAGUGAGAGGCAGAAAGAGAGCAAAAGAUCAAAAGAAAGAGCAAGGGAGGAAGAGAAUGGGAGAGACAGAAAGAGAGAGAGAGGGCACAGCAGCAUUGCCUCCGCCCAAAAGAGGAAUCCUCCCUCCUCUUCUCACUCCUUCUCUUAUUUGACACCGACACAUGACACAGAGAGGAGAGACAGGCAGAGAGGGGGCGACACGGACAGCAACAAGAGUUCCUCCUCUCCCGGUGGGAAAUUUUCUGGUGGCAGAAGCAGGGAAUGCAGAGCUGCUGGACCUCUUGGUCAAAAUACCCACAAAUCAAACAGAGACACGCCACUGGAUUCUAAAUUUAAAGACAAAGACCAUCCCCACUACUACAACAGUCACCAAGAUCCAUCAGGGAUCUACAGACCUGCAGGGACCCACCAUUCCCCACCUUCCCUCUCUCACAGCCGGGGUAAGGAGAGAGACCAACUGUCCUCCGGGGCAGAGCUGGGUAAGCCCAGAAUAAGCAGCCCUGGUCAGGAGUUCAUGCAGACCAGAAGAAGAAAUGAGAGCAAGGUUGAAAAGGAGGAGUGGAAGCAAAGGAAGGCAAUCAAAGGCAAAGGAGAGAGAGAAACUCAAGAGAUGGUGUCUGAGAGAGAAGGAGGUCGUCAAUGCAAGGAUGAAGCCGACAAAUUGGACGGACAGACCAAGUGGGAGGGAGGGAGAGAGCUGGAGGAAGGGGAGAGGCCCAGCAGCCGUAGCCGCAGCAACAGCGUCAGUUCAUCAGCAAGCCAGGAGAACGGCAGGGACGACGGGAGAAAAGAGAAGAAGAACCAAAAGAAGCGCCAAAAGGAGAAGAGACGAGCCUCCCCAGAGCUGCUGGAGGAAGGGGAGCUGAAGAAACAAAAACACAAGAAGAAGCCGUCAAAGACGAGCAGAGACGGGGAGGAAGAGGACAGUAGUGCAGGGGUGGAAGACAGGUAGAAAGAGGAGGAAGACCACGCCAAGCUCUGCUCAGUUAUGUGACGUUGGCUCUCAGAUAAAAGAAAAUGAAAAUUACUUGAAUGAUGUUUUUCCUUUCUCUGUCCAAAAAGUACCUGGAUUUAUUUUUUCAACUUUAUUUAGUUUUGCCAGGACACUUUUUGUAUCACCUUAAGAUAUGUCGUAUCAAAUAUGCAUCAUCCAAACUGAAAGUGAACAAAAUGUGAAGGAAGAGCACUUUAUACUAUACAUAAGAAUGUGAAUGGAAGCAAAUGUUAAACCUAGGACCUCUUGAAUUAUUUAGAGUUCAAGGAAUUUGCACAUGCUCCAACUUGCUCAGGACUGCCACCAGCUAUGGUUUAUAUACCGAACCUGUGACGUUACUUGUGAUGUAGCUUGCAUGGAGGAUAUCUUUUACUUUGACAAGAGGCCAGUCAGUAAUUUGAUUUGCCUAACACAGAAGCACAGGAGUGUAUAUAGAAGAUUAUUGAAGAGUUUAUGAUUAAUUUGAAACACACUGUGAAUGUUUAUGAUUUGAACCUCUUGUGUUGUAUUUUAUUUUGUAAUAUUUAAUUUAAAAACAACUGCUGGAUGGAUAAAAUAUGUACCAGAGUAAAGUUUAAUUUUUCCUGUUUUGAAGGAAAUAAAAA